AUGUACAUCCGCGCCAUUCAUGCCGAGGAGAACGUCCGCGUGUUGCGACGACUCAUCCGCGAAAACCCGCUGGGCCUGUUUACAACAACAAUUGCCUCGCCGUCGGGCUCCUACCACUUUGUCCAAACAAGCCAUAUCCCCUUCAUCUUGGAUGUCGAUGAUGAAGCAAGCGAAACGGAGCUUGGCACACUGAGGGGCCAUCUCGCUCGAGCCAAUCCUCAGAGCAAAGCCAUUAUCGAAGAGGCAACGACCAACCCCACAACAAUCGAGACCAAAGUCCUUGAGCGGGAGGUAUUGGUCAUCUUUCAGUCUCCUGUCCACCACUAUAUUCCACCAAGGUUCUUGGUUGAGACUAAGCCCAAGACCCAAAAGGUCGUUCCCACGUGGAACUACGCCGCUGUCCAAGUAUACGGCAAAGCCCGAGUUUACGUCGAUGCCAAGUCGGAAGAAACAUCUGCAUAUCUUAACUCACAGAUAGAUGCCCUCACAAAACAUAUGGAGGUUGAUUUGAUGGGUCACGAUGGUAAAGGAGAUAACCACGAGCCGUGGAAGGUCUCCGACGCUCCUGAGAGGUACACGGAUCUGAUGAAGAAGGCAAUUAUUGGCGUUGAGAUUAAGAUUGAGAGCAUGGAGGGCAAGUUCAAAAUGAGCCAAGAGGAACCUGCUGGGGAUCGCAAGGGCGUUAUUGAAGGGUUCCGAGAAUUAGGAACAGAUCGUGCGCGACAGAUGGCGGAUUUGGUAGAGGAACGACAAGAGUUAAAGCAUGGGAAGGCAUAA
Molecule: messenger RNA, 777 nt
Organism: Clonostachys rhizophaga
Lineage: Eukaryota; Fungi; Ascomycota; Sordariomycetes; Hypocreales; Bionectriaceae
Source: the annotation of a GenBank genome assembly